Messenger RNA from Didymodactylos carnosus, 981 nucleotides. NCBI's taxonomy places the organism in Eukaryota, Metazoa, Rotifera, Eurotatoria, Philodinida, Philodinidae. The record is from the annotation of a GenBank genome assembly.
AUGGCAUCCUCUGCGGCCUAUUCUUCAAAACUGACGUCAUCGUCUAUGUCGGCCGUAAAUAAUCCCAUUAAAGAAGUUUAUGUUGAUGCUAUGGUUAUUUUGAAAAUAAUAAAACAUGCACAUGAAGAAACAACGGAUGCUGCUCAAGGUGGUUUGUUAGGUCUUGUGAAUAAUUCAACACAAACACUUGAAAUAACAAACUGUUUUCCGUUUCCAAAUCAAAAUAAACCAGAAAAUAUCGAUUUAGGUAAUCUUGAACAAUUUCAAGCAGAUAUCAUUCGAAGUUUACGACGUGUUAAUUCCGAUUAUUUACAAGUGGGCUUUUAUGAUAGUUGCUUUAAUCGUUCAUUAGUUCAAGCAAUGAUAGUUUAUCAACAAUCGGGUGUUGAAGAAUCAAUAGCACUUGUUUAUGAUCAGGCAUUAGCCACACAAGGAUACAUUAGCGUUAAAGCUUAUCGUCUAACACCAGUUGCAAUUGAACAGUUAAAGAGUGAAGAUGUUUUCUCACCAGACAGUGUAAAAGAAGCAAAGUUGAACUACGACAAUAUGAUGGACGAGAUACCAGUUGUCUUUAGAAAUUCACAUUUAGUUAAUUCAUUAUUAUGUGAAAUUGAUGAACAAACACCACUCAGUUCUAAAUAUGACACGUUUCUUGAUCUUGGCAGCAGUGGUAACAUUGAUCGUCAACUACGUUCACUAAUCGAUUGUGUUGAUGAAUUUGGGUCUCAUGCACAACGUUUUAAUAAUUAUCAAAAACAAUUUCAACGUCAUCAAUCAAAACGUAGUCAAAAUGAUCGAACACGACGAAGUGAUGGAUUGGAUGAAGAACUUGAUCGUAUUACAAAAUUACAUGCGGAUUCACGACGAAAUGCUUUAUUGAAUUCGGCACAAAUUAAAAAUCAAUGUGAGAAUAUUACAAAAUUUACAUCGCAACAACUCGCAAAAUUAUUUAUGGCAGAAGCUGUGCAAGAAAAAAAUUAA